Oncorhynchus kisutch (coho salmon) is the source of this 3940-nucleotide messenger RNA. Its product is annotated as photoreceptor outer segment membrane glycoprotein 2-like. The transcript has 4 exons. Lineage: Eukaryota; Metazoa; Chordata; Actinopteri; Salmoniformes; Salmonidae. Gene Ontology annotation, biological process: visual perception. Bases 211 to 1305 code for a protein of 364 amino acids. The record is from RefSeq and is a predicted model, not a curated record. Gene Ontology annotation, cellular component: plasma membrane.
ACUCUGAUGCUGCUGCGGGCGGGUGUCUGUCUACUCCUUCUGUGCCACUACGGCUCGCCUCUCUCCAGGCCAAGUCUUAGGAUGCCUGUCAGUGAAGAACAAAACAAACCCUUAAACAGAGAUGGGAGCCAGAUCAGACGGACACUGUGAAUGCUGCUGAGAUAAGCAUCCUACCAGGACAUUGGAUAAAACUAAACAAACAUAUUUAAGAUGGCCGUGCUGAAAGUGAAAUUCACCAAGACCAACAGGGACAAGCUUGCCCAGGUGCUGUGGAUCCUCAACUGGGUUUCCGUGGUGACGGGGUUGAUUCUGUUUAGCCUGGGGCUCUUCCUAAAGGUGGAGAUCAACAAGCGCUGGGAGCUUAUGGCAGAAAGGGACCUCCACUACGUCCCCAACAUGCUCAUUGCCACAGGCCUCAUCGCCUGUGGCAUAAAUUUCCUGGGCGGGAAGAUCUGCUACGACUGUGCGGACACCACUAAGUUCCUGCGCUGGAAGCUGCUGAUGCUGCCCUACGUCAUCUGCACCUUCUUCUUCACCUUCUGCAUCCUGGUGGGGGCACUCAUGUGCUACGGCAUGCGCGGGGAGCUAGAGGAGGCUCUGGACCUGGGUCUGCGGGACGCCAUGCGCUAUUAUAAGGACACGGACACACCAGGCCGCUGCUUCCUGAAGCGCACUGUGGACCUGCUGCAGAUUCAGUUCCAGUGCUGCGGCAACUUCGGCUUCAGAGACUGGUUCCAGAUCCAGUGGAUCAGCAACCGCUACCUGGACAUGUCCUGCAGGGAGGUUGUGGCCCGGCUGAGGAGCAACGUGGAAGGGAAAUACCUGAUGGACGGGGUUCCCUUCAGCUGCUGUAACAUUAACUCACCACGGCCCUGCAUCCAGCACCAGAUCACCAACAGCUCAGCCCACUUCAACUAUGAAUACCAGACAGAGGAGCUCAACUUGUGGAAGAAGGGCUGCCGCCAGGCCCUGCUGGAGUACUACACACACAUCAUGCAGUCCAUUGGCCUCACCGUCCUCAUCAUCUGGCUGUUUGAGCUGUCGGUGCUGACGGGGGUGCGUUACCUCCAGACAUCCCUGGAGAACGUGCUGAGACAGGGGGACCCAGACUCAGAGUCCGACGGCUGGCUCCUGGAGAACAGCUUUGUGGAGACAGCCAGAUCCAACUUCAAUAUCAUAAAGAGCUUGGGGAAGUGCAACCAGAUUGACACAGCCAACAACGGCGACCCCAACAUCGAUGUCCCCUCCACAGCCUACUAUGGACCAGACAACCUGCCCCCAAAACAGAUUCCUGUGGCCAGUUGACACCUGCUCAGACACCUUAUAUAGCCCACUCCACAGAGCCCUCAAAAGGUGAGGGACCAGGCAAUACACAUCAAAAGUUUGUCUAAAGAACAGGAACUGCCUCGGGCAAUAAAAGCUUGCCUGAAAGAAACAUGGAAUUGAGGCAGAAUAGGACAACGUGGCAAACCGAGCAAUGGUUGUAAAAGGGAGGACUGCCAUUACAGGGGGAUUGGGUGAGGUGAUAUGACAGUAUGCAAAUGUUUUUGCAAAAUUGAGACAACCCAUAGCAGAUUGGUACAGAACACGAUUAUAAUAGAUAACAUGGAAAUGGAUAGCAGAGAUUGUUUAGCAAGAGCAUAUGAAACAGAAUCAAUGCGUCUUCGAUUCUAUGCCAUCAUCACCUUGUUACCUUUUCAUAUACCCAUAAUCAAAUUCAUUUAAAAAGGAGUGAAAGCCAAACUGUGUUAUUCCGCCUUCAACUUGUGAACCCUUCAUUGACAAUCGCCUACAGAAAUACCUUUAGGUCAAACAUUUAAUUAUUUCAAGAGAGCCAGAGACUUGUUAACUGAAAUAGCACAGACAUAAAAUAAAACAAAACAAACAGUCAGUCACUUCAAGUUCCUAACUACAUUUAAAUGUGCCUCAGCCUGAAUGUAAUGAUAAGGACAUUGGUCGAAAUGAAAAUAUGCAGACCUUUUCCCACUAAUUGGGACAAGCGUGUAGAAAAAUAUGGCAAUUAAAUGUGUGCCGAGUCUUGAUAAAAUACCCAGUUAGGCUUUUACAAAUAUUCACUCUAGUUUUCUACAGCUAUAGACCAAUGCAACUCAGCAUGUCUUACUCAUUAUAACCAAGCCUUCAAGAAAUGUUACAAAUAUGUCAACAGGGGAAGGAUGCAUGUGAGUUAGAGGGGUUUGUGGGAUAGACAUUGCCUACAGAUGGAAAUCCUAAAAGGGAAAGAGUAAAUAAGCUUAUAAAUACAAAAUCAUUUUGGAACAUAUACAGUUACCAAGAUUUUGCUGAUAGUUGCUAGUUGGUUUUGUUCAGUACAAGAUAAACAAUGACUGGUAAGACACAUUCUGUAGGAGAAAUGUGAAGACCAAGCACACAAGUGUUGGCACACAUUUUCCUACUGUACUCAAAAAAUGAAACACCAUGUCUUUAUUUUCUUUCCAUGACAUGUGAUGAACCUGUGCAGCAAGUCUGUAUGCAUAGUAGUGACAACCAAGAUUGAGAUUUCUAAGCAAUAGCAGAAUUGAGCUAAGGACCCCCACUGCCUCUGAUUACCCCUAAUCUGUGUCUGAAUGGGAUUUCACAUUUACCACUCACCUCCAAUCAAUCAGCGGACACACACAGUCUAUUACGGGCACAGAGCCAGAGCCACACCAGACUACUUAAGGCUCAGUUUCAACUACUGAGCACGACAGAUACGACACUACCAAUCAACACAAUAUGCGAUCUUGGAUGAGGUAUGAAAGAGGCUGCCUUAUUUCAGUCUUUAAGCAGAACUAUAUAGGUUCUGUGCCUGGUCCCUCACUGUGGAAUGAAACAGUGAGAGGGAAGUCAUAUUAGCAAGUCUGAUUUAUUAGACAGCACAGGUGCUGAGCAACAAUCAACAGUAUUAUAGCUGCUGCAUAAAUACUUACAACAGUCAAGCGCUGCCAGGAAGAGUAGUUAUUAGAGCUUAGUAGUAAAGUGGGUAUUAUACAUGUAGGUAAUUCUUGCAGGAAACAGUUAAGGGCACUGCAUAAUAGGAAAAUGGGAGUUGAUAUCAUUGUGCAAGUCAAUGACCUGACAUAUGACGUGAUGGUGUUGAUAAGAUAUAAUUACUUUCAAGUUAUAUAUAUUUUUUGUGAUCGACUCUCCUUUCAGACACUGAAGAGUAAGCAUAAACUGAUGAACAAUCACAGCAUUUCUGGUCUUAUUCCCAGUCAGACACAGAGGGCACAAUAACUCAUCAUCUAGACAAUAGCGUCUUUAUUCAGACAGCCUUGUUAUCAUACAAUGUCAAGCAACGCAAAUUAGGAAAAAUAAAACCAUACAAUAUAUGCACAAAAUGUAAUUUUCCUGAAAAGUUUGAUGUACAAAUAAACUGUAUUAUUAUAGCGAUGAGUCUUUUUCAUGUACCCUCCCAUAAAAUGUACAUCCUUGUCUUAAACACACUAAUGUAGUAGUAGUGAUGUCCUCUUAUUUACUUGUUAGAUUAGUUAUGUGUAAAGAAAGCAUCUAAUGACUGUAUUAGGUUGGCAAAAUAGGGAAUUUCAGCCAAAAUAAAAGUAUUAUGCACACCAAGGGCAAAUGUUCAAAAGUACUCAGAUUACAAGCACCACAGUAAAAAAGUGAAAUUUCUCAUGAUAUACUUUUGCAUUUGACCAGUACAGACAUUUCUUGUAUAUCUAUACAUACAUUAUCUUUUCAUAUAAUUGAACCAGGAUGAUGGUGACUAACAUGAAGAGGGAGUAUGAGGUCUCUGUCACACACAAGAAUACGAACUGGACAUCCUUUAACACCUCAGGUCCUAUCAAGGUCCAAUGCAGACAUUAUCUCAUUAUAUAAUCAUUUUGUGUAACAAUGAAUUACCUUUCUGUGAUUGUUUCCAAUUGAAAUGGUCAAAAAGAAACAAAAAUAGCUUAUUUGCAAAGAGCAGUUUCUCAAGCAA